Molecule: messenger RNA, 2061 nt
Organism: Argiope bruennichi
Lineage: Eukaryota; Metazoa; Arthropoda; Arachnida; Araneae; Araneidae
Exons: 5
Coding region: 123-815 (230 amino acids)
Source: RefSeq, a predicted model, not a curated record
GGGGUCAAUUUGGCAGCAUAUAUACUGUCAGACAUAUAAACACAGCUUUCACUCUGCAGAUCACCACAUAACAACACCUCUAAGGGAUUAACAGAACUCGCAUCAGUUAAAAGAAUAGCAACAUGAAGUAUCUAUUUGCUUUCACUAUCUUCAUCGCUCUUGCUUACCAGGCAACUGCUCAAUCAUGUCAUCUGAGAGAAGUGGAUCUGUGCGUUGCUACAAUGAUCUUUCAUUAUCAAGGAAGUGGUGUACCUGUAGAUGAAAGUGGAGUGGAAAGCCUGUGCGAGUCCAUUGAUGAAACUACUCAGUGCCUGAGGAAUUUCACUAACAAAUGCAUGACUCCAGUCCAGAGAGAAGUUCUGCAACUUAUUGCUGAAGGCUCCGAAGCAACCGUGAAGGAUUUCUGCACUCCAGGAUCAGAAGUGAGAGUCAAAUUCUUGAAACAUGCCAAGUGCUUGGGAGAAGUUCAUGCUGAUGAUAGUAUGAGGGAAUGUAUGGUUGGCAUGCAAUUGGCCAUUGAAAAGGUCACUGAAACCCAAUUCGACAAAAGAGUCGGAACACUUUGCUGCGGAUUCCGAAAAUUCCUUGAAUGCGGUGAAAAACUGACCGAACAAAAAUGUGGACGUGAAGCAGUCGAAAUGGGAAGGACCAUCGCAGAACUCGCUGUCACUGAGCUCCCCAACGUUGUCUGCCAUUCUUUUGACCCUAACAGCAGUUCUUGCCAAGCACUCCUGCCACCUAAAGGUUCCACCCCAAAGGGUACUCAAUCCGGUUCCCAGUUGGCCCGACUCCUUGCCACAGCUUUGGGUAACUAAAUGAGAGUCCCCAGGAGCAUCUUCAGGGCAUGGACUGAAACGAACACAACCCUGAAUGAGAUCAAAGAAACAUUAAAUGAUAGCUGUUCUGCUUCCUGUAAACAAUAACUUGGUUUUCUAGGUCAUGACUUUCGGGCAUUUAUUUACUUCAAUCGGAAUGGAUCUAUUAAAAAGAUCACAAAACAAAACUGGAACACUUAGGAAAUUUUUUUUUUGUGUAUUGAAUCCUCUCCACUAACUAGCUGCACAAAGCCAAUCACGAAUUAAUCCAACAACAAACUAGUUCUCUGUUGGGUAUUUGUUUUAACUUCUUGAAUUAAAAUUAAUUAUUUUUCUUAGAUAAAAAUAACUUCAAAUUUAUCUGUUUCACUAAGCUGAGACGUAAUUCACUUAAUUACCUUUUGCAUAAAUCUAUAAUGAAAAAGUUUGUAAUAUGAAUACAGGAAUCAUUGGAAGUACGAAAUACAGAGACAAAUGAAAGAAGAUGCAUUAAAAUUUCGAUACAUUUUCUUUAAUUAUUAUUUAAAUAUAUGAAAUUUUCUGAUAAAAAUUAGUAGAACUAGUUUGUUUGGAAAUACUGGAUUAUGAAAAGCAAUUUUUUUGUUUUCUGUCAUAGACUUGAAGACUAUUACAGAGUAACUAAGUUGCUUAGAUCUCACAAUUAAGAUAUAUGGCAGAAAAAGAAAAAUGCCGAAACAUUUGAAGAAAUUUUAUGAUUUCAAUAAUUUAAGAAGCGGUUUCAGGGAGAACUAGGUUUCUAUGAUGUUACUAACCAAAAAAAUUAAUUUGAACAGCACAGAUUACUUCUUACUGGAUCUAUUUUGCACUCAUUUAGAUUCCUUUACUGCACAUAAAUUCUUCAUUGUAUUCUGCAGAAACCAAAGCAUUGGAAUAAGAUUUAGCAAAAUCUUAGAGGUGUUUAAAACGAUUACCUUUUACUUGUAAAUUAGCACUGUAUAUCAAAUAAGAUUCGAAAAUCGUUUCAAAACACCAACAAUUCGACUCCGUGUAUGCAAAUUAAUGAAAGACACGUUAAAAAAAAUACAAACACGUAUUUUGCAUUGAAAUUUAAAAUCUAUUGAUUGACUAGAAUAAUAUUUGGUCACGAUCAAUAACGACAAAUGUGAUUUGUAAUGUGAAUACAACUUGUGUCUGUAUAUUUAUUGAAAAGAAAAGCUGGCGUUUUUUUCAUUAGAAAUAAAUCUGUAUCUGUACUGUGAUUGUAAUAAAAUUGUUCAAAAAUCUC